Molecule: messenger RNA, 1056 nt
Organism: Helianthus annuus (common sunflower)
Lineage: Eukaryota; Viridiplantae; Streptophyta; Magnoliopsida; Asterales; Asteraceae
Exons: 2
Coding region: 1-1056 (351 amino acids)
Source: RefSeq, a predicted model, not a curated record
AUGAGUUCUUCAUCGGACGAGGAAAAUGCUGGGAAUUUUUUUCUUGGCAUGAUUCUUGAGACGGCUAAAAUUGUUGCCGAGAUGGAAGAAGAUGGUGAAGACGAAGAAACUUCACAACCAAGAACGAGGGUAGCCGCGUUAAAUAGAGAUCGCGAAGGUGCUUAUGAACGUUUGGCUGGUGACUAUUUUUCUAAAAACUAUGUGUACACUAACGAACAAUUUGGGUGUCGGUUUCAAAUGAGUCGACAAUUGUUCGUACGUAUUGCCAAUGAUUUGGCUAAUUAUGAUGACUUUUUCACAUUACGCUACGAUGGUAGAGGGAGAAGGGGUUUUACUACGUUUCAAAAAUGUACUUCGCCACUUUGUCAAUUAGCAUAUGGCACUGCUAGUGAUUCAUGGAAUGAAUCUUUAACAAUGUCCGAGAGAAUGAGUUGGGGGUGUUUAUAUGAAUUUUUCAAAGGUAUUGUGAACCUGUAUAGGAAGGUCUAUUUACGUAGGCCAACGAAGAAGGAUAUUGGAAAGCUUUAUACAUUCCAUGAAGAGACACAUGGAUUUCCUGGGAUGCUAGGAAGCAUUGAUUGUACGCAUUGGCAAUGGUGUAAUUGCCCUGUGGCAUGGUGCGAUCAAUAUAUGAGUGGUGAUAUAGGUUAUCCAUCAAUAAUCUUAGAGGCCGCUUGCUCACAAGAUUUAUGGAUUUGGCAUGCCCUUUUUGGGGUUGUAGGUUCAAACAAUGACUUAAACCUUCUAACUAGAUCUCAUGUUUUCGACGAUAUCGAUUCUUCUUUCAUGCUCAAUGGGGUGUCAUACAAGCAUGGGUAUUACCUAGCCGACGAUACAUACCCAUCCUAUACUGCAAUGGUUAAAACUAUUCCUGAACUCAGUGAUGAAAAAAGAAAAAAAAUGUUUGCGAAGUGGCAAGAAUUGGCAAGGAGAGACGUCGAACGGUUGUUUGAUGUGAUAAAGGCAAAAUGGGGGAUAAUACAACAACCAGCUCAUGCAUUUGAACCAAAAAAAGUGAGAUACAUUAUGUAUGCUUGUUUAAUACUACAAACGUGA